AUGAACCAAUCAACAUUUUUUAAUGUAAGCUAUUGCACAGAUCCUUUAUUCAAGUUGAAUGUUUUGAAGAAAACAACGAGUGUUAAGUGUGAUGUAUGCCUGUUGGGCGAUAACAACCCGGUUCGGUAUGGAGAAUUCAUAGAGAAAACAUACUCAAAACAAGUACUCCGUGUUCAUUACUUUUGUUUGCUUUCCGGCACCUACAUUGAACAAAACGCAUCAUCAGAUGGGGCGGGGAUCGCUGGCUUCAAAUUACGUGACAUCUUCAAAAGCUAUGAGGAAUAUCGCACAAAAUCGUGCUUCUACUGUCGACAUCUAUCGGCACCAAUCGAAUGUGCACAACGAAAGUGCGGCCGACGGUUCCAUUACAUUUGCGGUUACAAUAACUCCUGCCUUACACAGUUUUUUGGUCAGUAUUUAUCAUACUGCCAUCAACAUAUACCCGCUGAGUUGUGUAAACCAUUAAACACGAAGGAGCGAGACUGUAAUAUUUGCUACAUGAACUUACCAGACGUAAUGGACCCGAACUUCAACCCAUUGGCGAUCAUACGCACCCACUGCAGUAGCGAAUGUCCGGCCGGGCUACUGCACCGCGAGUGUGUACAGAAGUUUGCCUAUUCGUCAGGUUACAACUUCAAAUGUCCGUUAUGCUGGAAUAAGAAGUUUAAGACUCAUGCCGCAAAGAGUGGGAUCUUUAUACCAGAGCGAGAGUCUGCCUGGGAACGUGAACCGGACGCAUUUAAAGAUCUUCACAAACGAAAAUGCACAGCUGUUCCGUGUGUCGCAGAAAACGCGCAGCAAGAAGAUGAGCUAUCUGAAUUGGUAGGGUGUAAAAUUUGUGGUGGACAGUUAAAGCAUAAGCUUUGCGCUGGGGUAACAGAUGAGAACGAUUAUCUUUGUAAUGUUUGUAGGGACGACUCGUUUGCAAAUUUGGUGUAA
Anopheles marshallii is the source of this 939-nucleotide messenger RNA. Its product is annotated as PHD finger protein 7-like. The record is from RefSeq and is a predicted model, not a curated record. Lineage: Eukaryota; Metazoa; Arthropoda; Insecta; Diptera; Culicidae. Gene Ontology annotation, cellular component: nucleus. The transcript is spliced from 2 exons. The coding region runs from base 1 to 939 and encodes 312 amino acids.